Messenger RNA from Aedes albopictus (Asian tiger mosquito), 2780 nucleotides. Its product is annotated as arylsulfatase B-like. Bases 407 to 2416 code for a protein of 669 amino acids. The record is from RefSeq and is a predicted model, not a curated record. The transcript is spliced from 4 exons. Lineage: Eukaryota; Metazoa; Arthropoda; Insecta; Diptera; Culicidae.
GAUUGGCGGCGGUGGGUGGCGAGCUGGUUAGUACCGGCCGGUUUCCGUCCCAUUCGAGUUCUGGACGCCGUCGAGAGUGGUCGUCCCGGUUGUCGAUUGCGCGCGCGCCGGCCCUCGCAGGGUUCUUGUAUCAUCGAUCGAUCGUUUGCGCGUCUCCGAGUGGCUGUUGUCUCUAAAUUAAUCGAUUACGCGAAGUGAUAUUCCUCCGCGCCGCCGUCGUCGUCACCAUAAAAUAAAUUAAUUUAAAUUGUUCGCGAAGCGUGGCCCGGCGGCAGUAGCUAAAAGAGAGCAAAAGUGAUCUUCCGCAAACGUGCAAGAAGGAGGAAGGAGGGCAACCGCCACCGCCCGCCGCCAACCAGAACAGAACAAAACGUAAACAAAGAUUCGCCAGACAAAACGUUGAACCAUGUUGUACCACUUGAUCAGCGUUUCGCUGAUAAGAGCGCUCCUCCUGCUGCUCACUGUUCCAUCAUCGCUCGGGGAACCCGACAAUGGCCAGCGACCUCACAUCGUCAUCAUCAUGGCUGACGACAUGGGCUGGAACGAUGUCGGUUUCCACGGAUCCAAUCAAAUCCCAACGCCAAACAUCGACGCGCUGGCCUACGAUGGCAUAAUCCUCAAUCGACACUACACCGCUCCGAUGUGCACUCCCUCGAGGGCAUCCAUGAUGACCGGCAAGAAUCCGAUCAGCAUAGGGAUGCAGCACUACGUGAUUGUUUCCGACGAACCCUGGGGCCUCGGCCUGGACCAGAAGAUCAUGCCGGAGUACUUCAAGGAAGCCGGCUAUCGGACGCAUCUGGUGGGCAAGUGGCAUCUGGGGUUCUCGGCGAAGCAGUACACACCGACCAUGAGAGGCUUCGACUCGCACACCGGAUAUCUGGGGCCAUUCGUAGACUACUGGGAUUAUACAUUGCGUUUAUCGCCUCCGAAAAGUUUUGAUGGUUACGAUAUGAGGAAGAAUCUGGACGUGGAUUACGAAUCAAAUGGAACCUACGCUACGGAUCAUUUCACGGCGGCAGCGUCGUCCAUCAUCGAACAACAUGAUACAAAAGAUCCCCUGUUUCUGAUGGUUAACCAUCUAGCGCCACAUGCGGCCAAUGAUGAAGACCCGCUACAGGCUCCUGAGGAAACCAUCCGGAAGUUCGACUACAUUUCAGAUGAAAAGAGAAGGAUCUAUGCUGCCAUGGUGUCCAAACUAGACGACAGCGUAGGGCAGAUCUUCAACAGUCUAAGGUCUAAGAAUAUGCUAGACAACUCGAUCAUUCUGUUCAUGUCGGACAACGGAGCACCAACGGAGGCGUUACAUGCGAAUACCGGAUCGAACUACCCAUUGAGAGGGAUCAAAAGUGUUCCAUGGGAAGCGGCAACACGCUGCGUAGCGGCCAUCUGGAGUCCACUCCUGCACGAGAGGCAGAGGGUUUCAAACCAGUUCAUUCACAUCUCCGACUGGUUGCCAACCUUGGCCUCGGCCGCAGGCAUAGACAUCCCCUUCUCCAAAGACCACUCGGAAAUUGACGGCAAAGACCAGUGGGAAGCCUUAUCCUACGAUACGGGUAACCCCCGACGCGUAGUCCUGAAUAUGAUCGACGAAAUCUACGGCUACAGUAGCUACAUGGAGAACGGCUUCAAGUUCAUCAACGGCACCUUCUCCAACGGAGCUUACGAUGGAUGGUACGGACAGCUCAACUUCUCAGAUCAACUCCUCAGCGACGAUGAAUACAUCGACUUGGUCCUGCAAACCCCGAUCGUCCGAUGGGCUGAGGACACCAUUUCCAGGGAUACGAUCAAAUAUAUGCGGAGACACGCCCGCGUCAACUGCGGCUAUCAACCAGAUGCUCACAAAUGCAAUCCACUGAAGCAAUGCCUUUUCGACAUCAUCAACGACCCGUGCGAGUUGAACGACCUUUCCCACAAGUUCCCCAUCAAGUUCCAGGAACUUCGCUCAACAGUACAAACCUAUCGUCGGAAGGCCGUUAAACCUCGCAACAAACCUGGAGACCCGGCAGCAAACCCGGCCAACUUUGGCGGAGUGUGGACGUGGUGGAGGCGGGACCUGACCCUGGAAGAACUGGCUGAAGCCGAACUUGACGAACGCCAGGCCUAUCUGCCGAUUCCACCGCCUCACUCGAGUCUGCCGGAGAGCGUCCGAUUGCCAGUAAUUAUCUCCAUUGUCGUUGUCGGGGUCCUCUUCGUCUCCGGGGCCCUUCUUUAUAUGUCCAAUAAAAACCUGCUGCGACUCUGCUCUAGGUCCAAGGAAACCGCAUCGGAAUCGACGGUGCAAACUACCGAUUUGUCCCAAUCGGAGAGUGACGGUAAGCUUUCGGACGUGUUCGCUCAGCCCCCGCUGCCGUCGUCAUCCCUGACGACCAGUCCCAAGGUAUAUCAAAUCAGUAAUAGCCGACAUGAUAGGUAUUGAAUUUGGACUUGGUAAGGGUUUGAAUUGAGAUUGCACCGUAUCGGUACUAACACCCUUCAACCCGACGAGGUUUACAUAGGUCGUAGAGGUUGAGGCACUAAUCAAAGGUAUGCUACACUGUAGAUACUCGCUAUGAGCGAUGCACGACUAACUUGCGGGCAAUGUUUGUACAUAUUAAUAGGGAUUGCACUAAGCUUUAGCUAGGUUUGUAAGGGAAUUCUCCACUAUCGGAAUUGAUCAUCACCCUUUCCAUUUCAUGUCAUCUGCCAUUUUCAUUCUUUGCAGGGCCAAACGAACGAUUUUAUCAGGAUAAGAUCUCGCUGUGAACAUUCAGAUGUACUUAUUAAAGCAAAAACGACUUUCA